UGCGUUUGACAAUGCAACGGCAUAGUUCCGUCCAUGGAUAAUUAAACCUCACAGUGUAAAAUAAAAUAAAAACAAAGAUCGCUCUUAUCUGACUUUUAAAAUACCAUUUCUUUUUGCUAGAGACCGUUGUUUAAAAAAAAAGUAGACAAGCAUGACAAGUGCAUCAAAUGCAUGAUAUGAAAAAAUAAUAAAAAAAAUUACCCUAUAAGUCAAGUGACGACAACACUAACAAAGCUGUGGGUAUACUCUAUUUGAUAGAAAAAAAAUUUAAAUGACAAGUCGUGAAAAUUUUUCUUUUUUCCUUUUUUUUCUUCAUUCUCGGGUUAUUUUUUUUUUUUUGUUCCAUUGACAAAGAUGCAAAUUACCAGAUUACUACUGUUGUCUAGUUUUGCUAGUUUAAUAAGUGGACACAUUAUUAUUAUGAGCAAUAAUGAUACGCAUAUUGAUAAGGCAGCAGCUUUUGGGCCACAAUUAAGCAAGGAAGGAAUGGUGGGUAAUAUGCUCCAGCCACCUAAAGAAAGUCAUCAAGGUUGUGUUCGCAUUGAUCUGCCGCCUUGUGAGAACUGGAUUGCUAUUGUGGAGCGAGGAGGUUGUUCCUUUGUUGAUAAAGUGCGCACUCUUCAAUCAAGCGGUGCAAAAGCCGUGAUUAUCGGUGAUAGGCAUUACAAUGGUUGGAUUACAAUGUACGCCAAUGGCGAUUCCUCUGAUAUCCGCAUUCCUAGUGUGUAUGUAGCCCAAUACCAGUUCUUAUCUCUGUUACAGCAUCUGGAAGAAGAAGAGUCUGUACUCAUCAGAAUCACAGAAAACGAACUGUUUUCAUGGUCAUACUCUGAUUUACUGCUGUUUUUUGCAGUGUUGUUACCGUCAAGUAUAUUGUACGCUUUGUACUUGACAUGGCGAGUACGGCAACAGCAUCUACAAAAGGAAGUGGCUCCUACUGAUGUUGUGACAAGUUUACCAAUCCAUUCAUUUCGACGCGAAAAAGAUAUACCCAUUGAUGAAUGUAUUAUUUGUUUGGAAGAAUACCAGGAAGGCGAUAAGAUCAGAACUUUACCGUGUAAACAUGAAUUUCACUGUAGUUGUGUUGACCUUUGGUUACUUACCCGAAAAAAGUUUUGUCCGAUUUGUAAAUAUGAUAUAUGUAAACGAAAAUACCAAGCAACUGAAAACACGCCAUUAUUAUUAGUAUAGGAAAUUAAAAAAAAAAAAAAAAAAAAAAAAAAAAGUGAGAGAGUGUGAGUGAGUGAGAGAUGUGUAUUAUUGUUGAUUGUGUAUGUCGCGUAAUUCUAUCGUCUAGUUUGAGUUGUAGCACCAGAUCUUCUUGGUGGUAGUCCACCCUAUUUUUUUUAUUUUUUUUUUAUAUACAAAUGUUUAUUGAAACGCGUCUUUUAUAUACAUUUAAAUUUACCUUCAUGUUUAUAUAUUCAGAU
This is a messenger RNA of Mucor mucedo, 1430 nucleotides long. RefSeq lists its product as uncharacterized. The record is from RefSeq and is a predicted model, not a curated record. Bases 355 to 1191 code for a protein of 278 amino acids. The transcript has 4 exons. NCBI's taxonomy places the organism in Eukaryota, Fungi, Mucoromycota, Mucoromycetes, Mucorales, Mucoraceae.